UCAAAGAUGUUUUAAAGUGUGUUGAAGUGUGUUUUAACCAAAAAAAUGCAAUAGAAGCGAGGAACGAGAAGGUAAACAAAAUUUGUAAACAUAUCUGUUUGUGAACACUAGUGAGCGAUACUCAUACGUUCCACUGUUACAUUGUGAAAUAUGGCUAGUCAAUUGACCCAGUCUAAAAAGAGAGCGCUCGAUGAUAUGGACACUAACACCAUUAACACCAGUACUAGUGAUGAAGAAAUUUCAAAGGAAUGUGAAAACUUUCAGAUGAGAGAUGUCAUGCACGGUAUAACUAAUAUACAAAAUACUCUUGCAAACCUUCUACUAAGGAUUGAUGGACAAGGUCGCCAUCUAGACGAAGUUACCAAGGACAUUAGAGGAAAACAUGGCAUUCAGGAGAGAUUAGAAAACGUACAAGAACAGGCGAACGAUACGAUAUAUAUAACCACUGAACUGCAGGAAAAACAGAAGAAGAUGGAAAGAGAACUUAGCCGAAUGAAAGAUUACAUAGUUCGACUGGAGUAUUGUGUAAAGACUCAAAGUGAACAGAUUCUAGAACUAAGAUCUAGAGCAAUUGAAGACAAUAUCAUUGUGAGUGGAGUAGACGAAAAGGCGCCCGAAAUAAAAAAUCCUGAAAACCUUGUGAAGAUCAUUAGUAACGUGUUUGCAGUAGAGAUGGAGAUACCGGCAGAGACUGUUGAUAGCCUACAGAUAUAUAAAGUGUUCCGAAUGGGGGAAUACGACAAACAUAGGAAAUAUCCUCGGCCAGUCUGUGUCCAGUUUGUAAAUAAAUCACAUAAGGACAUUGUGAUGAGACACAUUAAAAUUCUCAAGGAUAAGAAGUCCCCAAUAAGAGUGUCUCAACACCAACCUGAAGAAGUCCGUGAAAAAAGGAAGCAUUUAUAUGAUGUCCAAAAGAAAUAUGCGGACCGUAACAUAGAAACGGUGCUAAAAGGUCAGAAGCUCAUUUUCACGCAGAGCAAGACGGUGUACAGGGAAAAAAUUGGUAGCAGACCAAUGGCCGAUGAGAUCAUCAGUGGAGAAGAGGUAAAGAUCGCGAUCAGUACGGGGAAGACAACAGAAGACAAUGGAAACCGGUUUGCUGCCCACGCAACGCCAGUAGAUUCCUAUAAACAGGUGAGACGAUCGCUUGUGGAAGUUAUGCGGACAGAUAACACUACCAGUGCAAGUCAUAACAUUUAUGCGUUUCGGUUCACCAGUAACGACGGCACGAUACACGAGGGAUCGGAAGAUGACGGCGAGCACGGAGCUGGGAGAAUGCUACUAAAGACACUGGCUGAUAAUGACAUAAAUAACGCAUUAGUGGUCGUUUCGCGGUGGUGUGGUAGUAAGAUCGGUUCAAGACGCUUCACGCACAUCACAGAGGUUGGGAUGAGUGCGGCGAGAAAUAUGCCGGUUCCCGUCUGACGCUUCAAAAUGUAAAUUAUGAAAAGUCACUAGCUAAAAAUACAAACUUACAGAAAAUAACUUUUUCAAUUAGUUAGUAUUUGUGCACUUUCAUCGAAUUUGACUAUUACGGUAAUUCUGCAUAAACUAAAAUAUUUAUUCUAGUGGUUUAGUGGUUUUCGAUAUGACUAUAUUCAUGCUGCACAUGAUAUCUGGAUAAAUUAUAAAUUAUGUUUAGGUUUUGAUACUUUCCGGAAUUUGCAAGUGU
Messenger RNA from Saccostrea cuccullata (small rock oyster), 1672 nucleotides. Its product is annotated as protein IMPACT homolog. Gene Ontology annotation, cellular component: cytoplasm. The record is from RefSeq and is a predicted model, not a curated record. Gene Ontology annotation, biological process: regulation of translational initiation. The transcript has a single exon. Bases 151 to 1425 code for a protein of 424 amino acids. Lineage: Eukaryota; Metazoa; Mollusca; Bivalvia; Ostreida; Ostreidae.